Polistes canadensis is the source of this 1643-nucleotide messenger RNA. RefSeq lists its product as uncharacterized. The transcript has 3 exons. Bases 255 to 719 code for a protein of 154 amino acids. Gene Ontology annotation, biological process: positive regulation of voltage-gated potassium channel activity; regulation of synaptic transmission, cholinergic; sleep. NCBI's taxonomy places the organism in Eukaryota, Metazoa, Arthropoda, Insecta, Hymenoptera, Vespidae. The record is from RefSeq and is a predicted model, not a curated record.
GAAAUGUGGAUAUUUAUAUUGUUAAUUAUUUAACAUGGGACCACGAUGUUGCAAGGUCCGCUCCUGAACGCUUGUACUCGCCACUACGAGACACAGUAAAAGCUAAGGUGGGGAGUUUAUAGUCAUCGCCGUUUCUCACACUAACCAACGCCCUAUGAAUGACGUCAGGUACAUAUAGUGUGCAUACGAUCGUCGUAGCGUGUAUACCGCGUCCUUUGAGGAAAUCGACAAGUCCUCGUUCGUGACGCGUUAAAAUGUCGAUCGAUAAAAAAAUCGUAAGCUUAAUUUGUACAGUGUUACUAUUCGCGACGAUAGGAUGCGAAGCUAUUCGGUGUUACCAAUGCAGCAGUGAUACUGAUCCGGAAGGCGAAGAUCUUUGUGGGGCUUAUGGAAAAUUUGAUAAAGAGAGGAACAUUCCUGUAGAAUGCAGUACCGACGAAUCUCACACGAUUGGUACAUUUUGCGUCAAGUUGACGCAGCAAAGUCCUCGUGGCUUCAUAUGGAACGGUAGAUGGCGGCAAGUGAUACGAAGGUGUGCAUCUGUUUCCAGUACCGGAGUUACAGGUGUCUGUAAUUGGGGGGUCUACGAGAAUGGAGUCUAUUGGCAAGAAUGUUCUUGCUCCGAAGAUUCUUGUAACGGGGCAUCUUCAAUUUCUUCGCUUUCUACGAUAAUCUUUGUUACCUUAAGCGUUCUUCUUUCGAUCCUAUUUACAAGAUAAAUUAGAGCACCACGCGUCUACUGAAAGAUAAAUAUUUAAUCUCGUUAGCAACGAAAAUCCGUCCACAAUUGUAAUACUAUUUACAAAGUAUUGAAAUAUUUUAGAUUGAUAAGGUUACUCGUUAGAGAAUUUUAGUCCUGAACGAGGCAAAUUUGUUAAAACGAAAACUCAUUGAUAUAUACAUACAUAUAUUAUUUUUAUAUAUAUAUAUCUUUCAUUUUUAUAUUUUUAUAUAAAGAAUUUAGAAAAAAAAGGAAGAAGAUGGAAAUAAAAUAGAUUUGAAAUCUACGUCUUCUUCGUUAGUUUGUACAUAAGAUUAAAUUUCGUUAAUGACAAUUUCGUAGAGAUAUAUAUAUAUAUAUAUAUAAAGCGUUUCGCAAUUAAUUUUUCUUAAAAUAAAUUCUUUCGUGUCCUUAUAUUAAUGUCAUUUAAGUUUAAUAAUACUAAUAAUAGACAAUCGAAGAUCAUAUUCUAUUUAGGGAAUUGAUUCAAUCGACAAACGAUCCAGCUAGAUGAUUGUCCUUGAUAAUUAGUAUCAAGAGACAAAAGCACGUAAUUAGUACAAAACGGAUUAGUAGCUACGAUCGGCCUAAGAUCGAUGGACGAAAAUUCGAUUCGCUGAUCGCGCUAGUAAACACGUAGUUACGCCAAAAUAUCAACAAUAUUUAUGUCAUCCGUGGCAGCUGUUGCAAUUAAUUUUCCGUAAAAAGUAGCAAUCGAGAGAAAUAAAUAUUAGUCAAUAUCUCUCGAAAGACUUGUCUCGUGCCUGUACAUACAAUAUACUGCCUGCAUACAAUAUGCGUUUACGCAUACAUAAAUAAAUAUACGUAUAUCAUAAAAAUGAUCUUUGUUCAUAGAGUAAAUUUAUGUCAGAUAUUAAAUCGUCAUUUUGUUGGAACUAAUAAAUAAAAAAUAUUUAUACCA